Messenger RNA from Corylus avellana, 1904 nucleotides. Its product is annotated as AAA-type ATPase family protein. Gene Ontology annotation, molecular function: ATP hydrolysis activity; ATP binding; DNA binding. Gene Ontology annotation, biological process: DNA-templated DNA replication; DNA synthesis involved in DNA repair. Gene Ontology annotation, cellular component: nucleus. NCBI's taxonomy places the organism in Eukaryota, Viridiplantae, Streptophyta, Magnoliopsida, Fagales, Betulaceae. The record is from RefSeq and is a predicted model, not a curated record.
UCCGAAAGAUUGGGCAAAAAGUAUAAAAGAAGAAGUAGCCCUGUUCGGUGAUUCGGCGUAAAAGAUGGAGGAGAUGCAGCAGUUGCUAAACAUGGGCUUCCCAAACGAAUUGGCAGCGCAAGCCCUGUCCGCCACCGGUGGCAAAUCAACCCUGAAAGCCACCGAGUGGAUUCUCAAUCACAAAUCCUCCACCACUACCACUUGUACCACUUUUUCUACGCCUAAACCCUCCCAACCCAAACUCGACCGCUUCUUCCCUCUUCAAUCCAAACCCUCCAACAAUCCCUCAUCUCCCACACCCUCAAUCCAAAUCCACCAAACUGAACAACAAGAGCAAGAACAAGAACAAGAAUUGCAACAACAAUCCAAGCGGCCCAAACUAAAUAGCCCCCAUCCCCACCAGCCCUUACCGGAGCGCAUGCGUCCUCGUACCAUAUACGACGUCGUUGGCCAAGACCACCUUCUCGGCACCAACUCCCUCCUUCGUUCCGCAAUCGAAUGCAAUCGCCUUCCUUCCAUUGUCUUCUGGGGCCCUCCCGGUACCGGUAAGACCUCCAUUGCCAAAGCUAUUGUUAAUUCCACUUCCGCUUCUUCUUCUUCGUAUAGAUUCGUUUCCUUGUCGGCUGCCACUUGUGGAGUUAAGGAUGUCAGGGACGCGGUUGAGGGCGCUAGAAAACUAAGACUAUCUAAGAACAAGAGGACUGUGCUGUUUGUGGAUGAGGUUCAUCGGUUUAACAAGUCGCAACAGGACUCUUUCUUGCCCGUCAUUGAAGAUGGGAGUGUUGUCUUCAUUGGUGCCACCACAGAAAACCCAUCUUUUCAUUUGAUUACGCCUUUGUUGUCUCGGUGUCGGGUUCUGACUCUUAACCCUUUGAAACCGCACCAUGUUGCCCUGCUACUCGAGCGGGCUUUAAACGAUCUGGACAAGGGAUUGACACAGAGUGUAGGAACGCACCUUGAUGUGAAUGGGGAAGCUAUUGAGUUUAUAUCCGCGAAUUGUGACGGGGAUGCUCGGGUGGCAUUGAAUGCCUUGGAGAUUUCCGCUAUUACGGCAGCUGCCCGGGUUCCCGUUAAGGAGGAGGAGCCUAGAGCCCGUGGUGAGGAUCAUGUGGAAAAUGAGGAAGCUGGGGUUGGUUCGUUUGCAGCCAUUGUCACUUUGGAUGAUGCUAAGGAGGCAAUGCAGUGCAAGCAUCUUGCUUAUGACAAAGCUGGGGAGGAGCACUAUAAUUUGAUCAGUGCCCUCCAUAAGUCUAUGAGAGGAAGUGAUGCAGAUGCUGCGAUUUAUUGGUUGGCAAGAAUGUUAGAAGGAGGUGAACAGCCUCUCUACAUUGCUCGGAGAUUAAUAAGGUUUGCGAGUGAGGAUGUUGGUUUGGCCGACCCGUCUGCUCUCAACCAGGCUGUUGCGUGCUACCAAGCCUGCCACUUUUUGGGAAUGCCCGAGUGCAAUGUGAUUCUUGCACAAUGUGUGGCUUAUUUGGCUUUGGCUCCUAAGUCUGUCUCUGUGUAUCGAGCUAUCGAGGCUGCACAGAAUGUAGUGAGGGAAUCAGUUGGACAGAAUGAGGGAGUGCCUCUUCAUCUGAGGAAUGCGCCAACUAAAUUAAUGAAUGAACUUGGAUACGGAAAGGGCUAUAUUUACCCUCCUGACAGUGACACUCCCUUUUCAUCACAGAGCUAUCUGCCACCCUCACUUCAAGGUUACAAGUUCCUCGAUUGGCCUACAAGUAAUACAACCUAUAUGGAUGAGAAGCCUUUACUCCCCGCCGGGAGUUUUUAAAGUACUUCUUCUAUUAUGGUUACUUCCCCUUUUUGUGGAUGGUGGUUUAUUAUUGUACAAAUUUGGUGCCUGCCUUACACCAAAGUCAAAUGUACCGACUACUCCUUAUUAUAUAUAGGAAAUGGUUGAA